AGCUGUACAUUACAUAGACGACAGAGAGUAGCAGCAGACACCUGCCUGCCUGCAAUGCUCCCUCUUCUUCUCUCUCCAUUGAAACAACAACCUCUUGAUUGCAAAUUGGCAAUUGCAAUACUCUUUCCGUGCAAAAUGUCAGCCUUUCACAUUUCACUUUCUCUAUCUCCGAUGCAAACAAUAAUAUCUUCAUCGUCACUGUUCUUCACUGCUCUCUAAUUUUGACUUCAAUUCAGUCACUGUUAACAGCUUUUUGAAGCUGUUUUGAGAAAGAAGAAUCUUGUAGCUCCGUAAGUGUAAUGCAUUGCUAGCUACAUGGAUCAGUACGAAGUGCUUGAGCAAAUUGGAAAGGGGGCAUUUGGUGCCGCCCUUCUUGUACGGCAUAAACAUGAAAGAAAAAAGUAUGUGUUGAAAAAGAUUCGCCUUGCCCGCCAAACUGAUAGAACACGUAGGUCUGCACAUCUGGAGAUGGAGCUUAUCUCUAAAAUGCGAAAUCCUUUUAUCGUGGAGUAUAAAGAUUCCUGGGUAGAAAAGGGAUGCUAUGUGUGCAUUAUUAUAGGAUACUGUGAAAAUGGAGACAUGGCAGGAGCUAUUAAAAAAGCCAACGGCAUGCUGUUUUCAGAAGAGAAAUUGUGUAAGUGGCUUGUACAACUCUUAAUGGCGCUCGAUUACUUACACUCAAAUCAUGUUCUUCACCGGGAUGUUAAGUGUUCAAAUAUAUUCUUGACAAAAGAUCAAGAUAUACGCCUUGGUGAUUUUGGACUAGCCAAGAUGUUGACUUCAGAUGACCUUGCAUCAUCUGUGGUAGGAACUCCUAGUUAUAUGUGUCCUGAGCUUCUUGCAGAUAUACCGUAUGGUUCAAAAUCCGAUAUUUGGUCUCUUGGAUGCUGUAUAUAUGAAAUGACGUCCCAUAAAGCUGCGUUUAAAGCUUUUGACAUGCAAGCACUGAUAAACAAGAUCAAUAAGUCGAUUGUCGCCCCACUUCCAACCAAGUACAGCGGUGCCUUUCGGGGCCUUGUGAAAAGCAUGCUGCGGAAAAAUCCGGAACUACGGCCAAGUGCAGGAGAGCUACUCAGGCAUCAACACCUCCAGCCAUAUGUACUUAAAGUCAACCUUAAACUUAAUAGCCCCAAACCCAGCAGCAGUUUAUCGACACAAUGGCCCGAACCUGAUUACAUGAAGAAAACGAGAUUUGCCGAGCCCGUUAAUCUCCGUCCAAAAUCCCGCGAUAGGCGGAUGUCAUAUGGCAACGAUAGAACUUUGAAUCCAAGCAUAUCUUUAGGUGACCAAAGUUCACCCUUUUCAACUAAACGGUGUCAAGAUUCCCCUCAUUAUUUGCAAAGAAGAGUGGAAAGGAUGUCUAUUGGAAGCACAUGUGAAGAGUCACCAGUUAGUAAGAAUGUUUCUUCCAAACCUUCCAAUUCUACCAAGAAUCUUAGGUUUACUUCAUCAAAGACAUCCUCUGCUCCUAACAAACGAACUGGGUUCGCCAAGGUACAUGACUCGGUUAAACAAUCAGGCCCGACAAGCAGAAGGGCGUCCCUACCGCUUCUAAAGAAACCAAUCAUCGAUGAUUCCCUAUGUCGAAAAAGUACCGGUUUCCUCGACUGCAUUAACUCCAUGGACGUAUCAGUCAACGCCCCACGAAUCGACAAAAUGGUUGAAUUCCCUCCAAAUAAUGACCUCCUCGUUCCCACACGUAGAACCUCAUUACCCUCUGCACAAGGUUCAUCAUCCCCGCAAUGUGACCAUUCAAUUAUGAAAGAUAAAUGCAUGGUUCAAACAGCUGAUAAAACAUCAGGCAAGCAGAACUCAAACUCCCCAACCGAAUGGCAUGGUUCGGGCAGUGACUGCUCGGACCAAAACGCGACCGCGGGUGCCUCUAGUCGAACCUCGUCGGACCUACGGCGGCGGCGGUUUGACACGUCAUCACAAAAACAACGAGCCGAAGCGUUAGAAGGGCUUCUUGAGUUUAGUGCAAGGUUGUUGCAAGAGGAAAGGUUUGAAGAGCUUGGAGUGUUGUUGAAACCUUUUGGGCCAGGGAAGGUUUCUCCUAGAGAAACUGCAAUUUGGUUGACUAAAAGCUUGAAGGAAAAUACAUUGAAGCAAGAGGAGCAAUUUUAAUGAUGAAAUUAUAUGCUUAAGUUAUUAAAUGCUUAUUUUUAUUAAUAUGCUACUAUGCAUGGACAUAUUCUAGUUGUAGAAACGGUUAUGGUAUGGGUAUGGGUACGGGUAUGGAUAUAGAUACGGUUACGAUAGAUAAGGGUUUUAGGAAUUAUUUCUCGAAUCUCUUGUAAUGGAUACCGGCAUGUAGCUUAAUGACCUUAGUUUAGAUCCGUCUUGAUUUACGACGUAUUUUCCUAA
Molecule: messenger RNA, 2364 nt
Organism: Helianthus annuus (common sunflower)
Lineage: Eukaryota; Viridiplantae; Streptophyta; Magnoliopsida; Asterales; Asteraceae
Product: serine/threonine-protein kinase Nek2
Exons: 15
Coding region: 316-2124 (602 amino acids)
Biological process (GO): protein phosphorylation
Molecular function (GO): ATP binding; protein kinase activity
Source: RefSeq, a predicted model, not a curated record